GCCAGUGAAGCUUCGAUAUUUUGCAGGCAUCGAUGAAUCUACCUACGAAAAUUGGUUUUGCUUUCCAGUUUUGUUGAGUUGAGAAAGCUUUGGCUUUCAGUGGUUGAAGUAACUGGUCGUGGUAUGUAUUGAUGGAAGGUACUGUGCUGUUGCCCGCCGAGCGUGGCGUUUAGACAUAGCGUGUAAGAAGGCCAAUCUUGCUUGAACGUCCUCGAUGCACCCCAGCAACGAUGUAUUGGAAGCUCAGGAUGCAGCCGCCGUCGGCGAUAGACGGUCUUCUGUCAUCCGAAGAUUGCCAAUUAGAAUCUAUUCUUGAUGAGGAGGGAUUGCUAGACGAACUGAAGACCAAUCGCAGUCUCCUUGAUUUUUUGACACGGGAGGACAACCUCGAGCAAAUAGUUUCUCUGGUUACUGCAGAGCCGCCAUCUGACCUCCCUGAAAACACCAAAUACAGACGGGCUCAGAUAGCAGCAAGCUUAUUUGGAGUUGACCAAGCACCAUCCACCACACUCGUUGAUAAAGUGGCUAGUAAUAAUGUACUGCUGGAAAAGCUAUGGUCAUUCCUGGAUCAAAAUGCACCUCUGAAUUCCCUAUUGGCCAGCUUCUUCUCACGGGCUAUGCAUUGUAUACUUCAGUGCAAGACGAAUUCCAUGUUAGCGUUUGUCCGCAAUAACGCAGGCUGUCUGGACAAACUGCUGAAGCACAUCGAUACAUCGGCUGUUAUGGAUCUGCUGUUAAGUUUCCUGAUUACAUGUGAAUCAUUCCAUUUGCGUAGCCAGCUUGUGGACUGGUUUAAAGAUGCGUGUCUUGUUGAGCGACUAGUAGCAAUGAUCUCGAUCAAGUGUGAUGAGGAUAAACAACGGAAUGCAUCUCGUGCACUAUCAGAGAUGAUUCGUGUCUGCUAUGAUCACCUAGCCCGUGCCUCUGAAGUAACAGCAGCAGCAGCGCAUAGUGAUCCUUUGCUGCAAGUUCUUGAGUCAGAGGAAACACUUGAAGGACUUCUAGGGAACAUGUUUGAAGAGCCACUUUGCGCGAAUGUCGUCCUUCGAGGUACAAGUGUCAUUCAAGCUAUGCUACAAUCACAACAAGGCUGCUCAUCUGAAGGCUCACCCAAAGAAUCAUCCAGCAUUACACAUAAGGAAGCAGCUAGUUCGGUAGUUAGAAGACUGACAAAAUGGCUGCCAAACCUGCAUCAAGUGUUGAUCAGUCCACCAUCACCAUCAUCACAUUCUGUUUGUACUAGUGCAGGUAGCAGCGUGGCCACCGCCGCCGCCACUAUCCCACUGGGAGCUGCACGCUUCACAAUUAUCCAGCUACUAAUGGCGUGUCUGCAGCUGGAUGUUACUGAGUUCACAGAUGAGUUCAUUGCGCUGAAUAUUUGUGGCACUUUUUUAGACUUGUUCCUGGAAUACGUGUGGAACAAUUUUCUCCAUGGCCAGUUUGAGCAGUUUGUGACUCACUGCAUGCGUUGGCGAGACUGUCAGUUUGGAGCAAAGAGCCUGAUUGAGCUGCUGUUAGUUGACAACCAGUUCAUGAAACGUAUUGCAACAGCAGCGCUUGAAAAUGAAGAGGAGCAACAUACUGCUGGUGGUCGUAGACGUGGCUACAUGGGUCAUGUGAUCAGUAUUAGCAAUACUGUACUUGCUGCAGUGACGGGAGACUCACGUGUUGCCGAUGCCACUCAGCAGCUGACUGAAGCCGAUCUAGCAGCAUGGAAUGAAUGGACGGUAGGCCCACUAGAAGCUGCUAACCAGAAGAAUAAUGCUGCACUUGGUGGACAACAUCCGGCGGAAGAAGAGGAAGCUUGCGAAAUGGAACCAUUGCCGGCACUGGAUGAUGUCCAGCAAGCAUUUCUUAAUUAUCAGCUUACUCAGCUUACGUCAGAGUUUGCUGAAUCAUUUGGCUUCUCAGAUGAGCUGCACACAUCAGAAACCGAGCGUCCGGUGACUACUCCGUUUGAAGAGAUAACUGCUCUUGACUUUGAACUUAGCACGGAGCAAGAGUCUCAAGAGCCGGAUUUGUUCACCCUCUGCUGUGAGGCGCGCAUAGUGCAUGCAAGUUGAACUGACGGUUGAUGGAUAGCGCUAGUGCCGAUGGCAUAGCAUUAGCAGCAGCAGCAGCAGCUCCUGGCACGCAUAGGUAUUGGUAGUAACGUUCUCAUUGACCACUUCCUAAUACCUUUCACUCUCUAGAUUUUCACAAGUUUGCAACACAAGUAAUGAAAUGGAAGCUUCAUGGCAUGUCGACAAUAACAAUAUCAUAUUCUACUUAUUUUCAUACUGUAGUGGCAAGGAUUUCAUACUGUAGUGGCAAGGAUUUCAAGGAUUUCGAAACAUACUUAAAAAGUACUUUACAGAUGUUUAUAUCUGCUCUUUCCGUGCGGCGGCAAGUUACCGCGUACCAAUGACCUUUUUCUCAUGGUUUUUAUCAUAUUUUAGUUCCGCCAUUGCUGGCACAUGGAUCAGUGGUAUAAGGUAUACCUUAACAAAUAGCACACAUCUUUUCUUUUCCUACCUGCUGGGUGUGUUUUUAUACCUUUCUGGACUGCAUGAUAACUUUUGAAACCAGCAUUGCCUGGUGUUUAUUUGCUUCUGUUUGUCUUCCCUACUCGUUGGUCACAAGAGACAAUGUCAUAAUCAUAUCAUGACAACGGUGAUCACUCCCAAUGUCUCUUGUUUGCUCUCCCGCUCCCGGCUUGCUUCGUUCGCUGGCCUCAGCUUUGCCACUGUACUGGUUGUUGAGGCUUUGCAACUGUACUGGUUGUUGAGCCUCAGCUUUGCCACUGUACUGGUUGUUGAGCCUCAGCUUUGCCACUGUACUGGUUGUUGAGCCUCAGCUUUGCCACUGUCCUGGUUGUUGAGGCUCAGCUUUGCCACUGUACCACUGUACUGGUUGUUGAGGCGGAUUUAUUCCUGUACACAUGCAGAAUUUAACUUGCGAAAAAAUCAGUUUUUAUUCUA
Sycon ciliatum is the source of this 2960-nucleotide messenger RNA. RefSeq names its product serine/threonine-protein phosphatase 6 regulatory subunit 1-like. Gene Ontology annotation, cellular component: cytosol; nucleus. Gene Ontology annotation, molecular function: protein phosphatase regulator activity; protein phosphatase binding. NCBI's taxonomy places the organism in Eukaryota, Metazoa, Porifera, Calcarea, Leucosolenida, Sycettidae. The transcript has a single exon. Bases 231 to 2063 code for a protein of 610 amino acids. The record is from RefSeq and is a predicted model, not a curated record.